Scatophagus argus is the source of this 3331-nucleotide messenger RNA. RefSeq names its product dorsal inhibitory axon guidance protein a (gene draxina). NCBI's taxonomy places the organism in Eukaryota, Metazoa, Chordata, Actinopteri, Scatophagidae. The record is from RefSeq and is a predicted model, not a curated record. Gene Ontology annotation, cellular component: extracellular region. The transcript has 7 exons. The coding region runs from base 1063 to 2181 and encodes 372 amino acids. Gene Ontology annotation, biological process: Wnt signaling pathway; axon guidance.
UGUGGAAUCGGAUACAUUUGGACUGUAGACAACAAGUUUGAAAUUUAAAAAAGACAUCUAAGAGUGGUGAGUUAGAAAAGGCUACCACACCUUUGUGAGCUGCUCCUCAUCUCUGCUUAUGGCUAGCAGCUACAUUAGCGGCUACCACCAUAACUCAUCAUUAGCAGCAGCUAACAUACUCAUAUUGCAGCUGGCCCAUUAGCUGCAACUGGCAUGACUCAUCCAUUAGAUGCUACUAGCACUACUGGACCACAUCCCCAACUGAACUGACAAUGGUCAAGCUGCAUUUGAUCUUUAUUCGUAAACUGCCCAUUGUAAGUCUGACAAAGUCAAAAGUGCAGUGUUAGUGCUGAACUCUUAAACUCCCAAAAAAUUCCCUUAAUUGUAAGGGGAUCCGUCCAAAAACGAAAAAGAUCCUCAGAUCAAAGCUAGUUACUUAAAAAUGUAUGGACUUUUAGUGCGUUUUGGAACAAAUUAUUGCAUUUGAUUUACUGAAUUAUUGAUUGUGUGAAGUUACCGGAUCCGGUUGAGGGCAUUUCCUGCUCAGAUACUGUGUCAGAUGUGAUAGCCCACAUUUAGCCCACAUUUUUGACAGGCUGUUGAAAAAUCGUCAUGGCUCCCAUAUGAAAAACAUCUGAUCUCUGUUGUAUUGGUCUCUACCUCCAGAAAAACGACACAAAAUAGCCUACUGAUAAAACAUACCAAUACAAUAGGGUACCAGUGACAAUACAAAUCGGCUUCUUGAUGUCCCUUUUUGGGACAAGCAGCGCUAAGAGACAUCCAGCCAAUCAGCCACGCGGACGCGCACUCCGGAGCGCGCACUCGGAGCCGGUGGUGGCUCUCCUCCUCUUAAGAAGCAGGAGACAGUCCGGGUACUCAGCACAUCCCGGGGCGCACGGAGAGAAGACUACAGAGGUGCCGCUGCUACUGCUGCUGCUUCUGCGUGUCGGACCUGUCCACCGUCAGCCUGCAGCCAUAUGACCGAGGUGCUAAUCAAACCAUAAACAACAACAAAGGAAAUAACAAACAGCCUACCGCGGGUGGCGUUAUCCUUUACAGAUAAUGGCGGUCUCCUGGAGUCUUUUACUGACGGUCUCGUUUGCGACCCUGGUCCUGUCGCACAGCACUGAGCCUGGAACCCCUCAUGGAAAGAGGAGACAGGCACAGACCUCAGCAGGUGGCAGCAACACCCUGCAGCACCCCCUGCAAGGUCUACAGGGCCACCGUCACAACAGGGACCGUGGAGGGCACGGGGGCCAGGGCACCCGCAAUGCCAAAGCUGGAGCUGGUCUGCUCUCCCACAGGCCCCUGCACCCCCUGGCCAGGCCUGAGGAUGAUGGGACAGGCCUGGAGAGUUUGAGCCCAGUGAGACUGGAGAUGGGCCCAGGCAGGGACAGAGAAAGAGUUCGAAUGAGUAUGAAGAGUCCCUCUCAGGUCCGGGAAAAUGACCUUCUGGGGACACGCAAAGGAAAGGGGCAUGGACAUGGACACCAUUUGGAGCACAGGAGACAAGGGAGUCGGCAUGACAAGGGGAGGCAUGGAAAAGGGUCUCUUCCUGAUCCUGACCUGAGCUCAGCUUUUAAAGACAGAGAUCAGUUGGAGGAUCCACCCUCCUUCUCCUCUGCAGCUUCCCCCUCCCUCAGAAUGACCCCGUCCAGUGAAACCCCUUCCCCCAUCGCUGCCGUCUUUGGCUCUGGCUCCUCCAUGGUUACCACGGUGAUGAACGAGCAUCCCCCAACACCCCCGGCCUCCACCAAACCCCAGAGGUCUGGAAGAAGAAAAGGACAAGAUGAGGUGAUGCCAACGCUGGACAUGGCACUCUUUGACUGGACAGACUAUGAAGACUUGAAACCCGUGGACACCUGGCCGUCUUCCAGGGAAAAAGACAAGAAACGGAGUAAGAACCUCAGUAGUGGAAAUGUGACUGUAGACGCCGAUGCCAUUGAGCCGUGUGACCACCACCUGGACUGUCUCCCAGGUUGUUGUUGUGACGAGAGAGAACAUGAGUGUAAACCUCACAACCGAGGUCUCAACAACAAAUGCUACGAUGACUGCAUGUGUGAGGAAGGGUUUCGCUGUUAUGCUAAAUUCCACCGGAAGCGGCGUGUGACAAGGAGGAGGGGUCGCUGUGUGGUACCAGAGACAGUCAGCAGUGACCAAGGAGGCUUCAUCACUAUCUGAGAACAGGAGGUGGGGGACAAGAUGGAUGGGGUUGAAAGAGGAGGAACAGGAAAAAUGACCCCAUGACAGACAUCCCAUGACCACGGUGACAGACCAAGUGCUGAAAGGUGAAGGCUUGCUGGUUUUUCAAAAUUACAGUGUAAAGCAACUAAAUGACAAUAUCUGUUCUGAUAAAACAAAAUAGCAGGUGACUAAACUGGAUAUAUAAUUUGAUUGUUGCAUCAUGGGAUGAGCUACACCUUCUAAUCCAGCAAAUAACCAUCUUUAAGCACUUAUUUAGUUUGGUUAAAAUUCAUACAUCAGUCUUAAUUUAGUUCUGGUCAUUCCGAUCACAGAAACAUGUACAUGUUUUAAAAAGAACAUGAGAAGGGGCUUUUCAAAGCUUAGGGCAGUGAUAACCCAUUGUGCCGGGGGGGGGGGGGGGCAUCCGGCUUCAUCGGCUCAAAAAAGGUUGGGAAAGGACACUGGCUUAGUGUUUGGUUUUUUUUUUUGUCUUUUUUUUUUUUUUUUAGAAAAUUUGCUUUGAAUUGGUAUACAAUAUUCAUGUGGCUGACAACACAUGACUGAGUGACACUUAAUUCUUUAUGGGCUGCUGUUGGUUUUUAUUUCUUUACAGAAAAAAGCAGAUUUUGUGAGUUUUGGAAAACCCUUUGCAAAUCUCUCUCACAGUUCCCCUGCAUCUGAUUAUCUCUGUCUCUGGUGAUCUGAGUCAAAUAAUGUUUACAAAUCAUUUCUAGUACUGAAUUACGGUGCUUGGACUCCCAAAUGAAAGGCUUUUACCGCCUCAGGAUGAUUCAGAUUGAGUCAAGGAAGCUGUCACUCACACAAAUGAUACUAAAGCUACAUUGAAAUAGUGUUGGUUCUCUGCUCCAUUUUCUUUCUAAAAAUUAUUUGUGAAUACUAUUUGAACCCAGCCUGCUGUCCUGUAUUGUAAAUAUGAAUGUGUUUAAACUGCAAUAACCUUUUGUUAAAUUGACACCAUUUCUCUUCAAAUGUACUUAAUGGUAGAAUUAUAAAUGAAGAUGUCUGUUUGACCUUCCUUUUACAUGUCUUAAUAUAUGUUUUAUUUAUACCGUUCUUAAAAGACAGGCUUGUCAAUAUGUUGUGUUUUUCUGUCUUUUUUGUUUUCACGAUUAAACACUUGCUAGGA